AUGUCGCAUUUGCGAUCUUCCGAAUCCUGUGAGAACGAUUGCGCCGAUUCGAAAAACUCGCCAAAAGGUUUAUUCAACCGAUUUCGGUCAUUCAAUCGCAGUCGCUACCCGGUGAACAAUUCGGCCCAUCCGCACGAGUUUCGGUUUUAUUCCCGUAAAGCAAUGGAAAGCCGUGAUAUAACGCUUGAUCACGCGCGGGCCAAACAGUUCGUUUUUGCAGCCGUAUUGUUGUCCCAGUUUUGUCAGGUAAAAAUUUCAUAA
Messenger RNA from Gongylonema pulchrum, 261 nucleotides. The record is from the annotation of a GenBank genome assembly. NCBI's taxonomy places the organism in Eukaryota, Metazoa, Nematoda, Chromadorea, Rhabditida, Gongylonematidae.